This is a messenger RNA of Sporothrix schenckii 1099-18, 1245 nucleotides long. RefSeq lists its product as uncharacterized. The transcript has 2 exons. Bases 1 to 1245 code for a protein of 414 amino acids. Lineage: Eukaryota; Fungi; Ascomycota; Sordariomycetes; Ophiostomatales; Ophiostomataceae. The record is from RefSeq and is a predicted model, not a curated record.
AUGUCUCGUCUCGUCGUCUCGUCGUCUCGCCGCCUCGCCCUCUCCUCAUCUCAUCGUCUCAUCACAUGCCCUUUCCAGUUCGGCCCGCAAUUAUGCUUGCGCCGGCGCCACCGAAUCCAAUACAUACUUUGUUCCCACAAAACACGGCACCAGAGAACCCGGCACCGCCUGCUCGUAGUCGUACUUGAACCGCCAGCCCGUGCAGUGGCCCGGCAGAAUGACGGUGGGCGACAGCGCCUUCAAGUCGGCGACCGUCGCCUGCAUUUUCGUCGGGUCGUUGUCCGCCAUGUGGAAGCCACCCACGACGGCGUGCAGGGUCUUUGCGCCCUCGUCCUUGGCCGGGAGGCUCGCAACAGCAUGCCGGCAAGCAUUCACCACGCCUGCGUGGCUGCACCCCGUAAACACGACCAGCCCUUUGCCCUUGAGCCGGCACGCCACGAGCCGCUCGUCCUUGAUCAAGGGGUCGGGCGUCCACUCCGCCGUCGCAUUCGUGUAGCGCACCGCGCCGCGAAUGCCGCCCUCGUAGCUGGUCUCGCGCGGGAUCUCGCCCGACACCCAGAAGAAGCCGUCCCCCACCGUAUGCGCCUCGGCGUGCUGGUCCACGACCGCGCCCGCCGCCGCGAGCUCGGCAAACGUCGGAUCCGCCUCCAAGGAAAUGGGCGGCCGGCCGGGGAACUGCACGCCCCGGAAGUCGGGGCGGUCGGGGUGGACGUCCACCACCACCUUGUCGUCUUUGUUGUCCUGGCUGCGCUCGCCGGCCUUGGCGGCCUUGGCGGCCUUUGCCGCAAUGAUGGCACUGACAGCCGUUUCGAGCCCGCCCGAGUGGUCCCGGUGCCAGUGCGACAGGUGGACGACCUCGACGCCACUCACGUCGGCCUGCAGGCGCGCCACGUUCCGCGCCCACACGGCGCCCUCCGGCCCGGCGUCAAACAAGAGCGUGUGCUGCGUGUCGCCCUUGGUGGCCGUGAUCAGCAGCGACAAGCCGUGGGCGGCACAACAGAUGCUGUCCAUGCGCAGCUCGAGGGCGGCGUCGCCGCGGUCACCGUGGGCGUGGCCGUCCUUUUGGAUCGGCGUCAACUGGAGUCCGCGCAUCUGCCCGGCAUAGUGGACCUCUGGGUGCAGGCUGGGCGUGAUGGGGUCGAGCUCGUUGUCGACCAGCACGGUGACUUCGAUCUUGUCGACGUCGAUGAGGGACAUUGUGGCGGUGGGACGGGGUGGUGUUGUCUAGAUGUCGAGUCAGGUUAG